AUGAGUGGUGACGACGAAAUGAUGACGGCUAUGGGUUUCACGUCAUUUGGCCAGCGUCAUUGCGAUCGGAGCCGCGUGAAGCAGGUUGCAAGCAAGAAGACUAAUGUGUAUGCACUUCCACAAUUGAUACCUGGGACAGAGCUUGUGGCAGAAUUGUCCAUGGAAAGUGUCCAGGAUGGUCCUCAUGGUGUAGUAUUUCUAGUGUGCAAAGACGUAGGGUCAUAUGAAAAUGGUUUAAUUGAGGUGCUGGAUGAGGACAUCAAGAAAAGUGCAGAAUGGAGCGAUAAGGAAGAGCAGUUAGUGCCGUAUUUGCCGGUGUUGAAAAAACUGAAUCGGGAAAAAUGUAAGUUUGACGAGGUAAACAGUUUGCAGUUUACGAACGCUCGCUCCGCGACAAAUCCGUUUGAGACGUUGGGGAGACAUCGGUUUUUGAAUCGCUCCGCUAUGAAGCUCGUGACAUUAGACUAUAUGUUUCAGUGGACCCAGCGCUUAGAGCAGCACCAAGAAUCGCUCAGUUUUGCUGACAUUUGUGGAGGACCAGGAGGGUUCUCUGAGUAUCUGUUGUGGCGAGCCAAUUGUGCAACGAAAGGCAAUGGCGAUCUCGAUCAAUGUAUUCACGGCUACGGAAUCACAUUGAAGGAAGCAGCAAACAAGUGCGACUGGCGUCUACCCUCAACAUCCCGCAAUUUGUUCACAAUAUGCUAUGGUGAGGACGGUACGGGGAACCUUUGUACCUUGGCAAAUAUUCACCGCUUCCGUGAUGUGGUGCGGGUACGACAUCCGAGCGGUGUAGACUUAGUUUUAGCUGAUGGAGGAUGUCUACAUGCUCGAUCGCAGUCGAACCAGGAAUUGGUAAUGACCAGGCUGAUAUCAGCAGAGGUGCUUGCUAUGUUUUCCGUGUUAAGCGUUGGUGGAGAUUUCGUCUGUAAGACGUUCGAGUUGACAACGCCUGCAAUGUUGCAACUAUGUUGGUUGCUGCAUCGUUGUUUCGAGCGCUUUGCAGUCGUCAAACCAAUUACAAGCCGCCCCGCAAGUUCGGAACGCUACAUCGUUGCACGUGGUCUACAAGCAAGCCGAUCCAUACCAAAACUAGUGAAGAUUCUAGAAGAUCGACUCGUUCAGAGCAGCUGCAACAACACUAGUGAUGAUAACCAGCUCACUUUCUUGCCAAAUAGCACCCCCAUGCGCGAAGAUAUGGACUUCCACAAGUAUAUGACCGCGGCCAAUAAGGCUAUCGCGAUGAGCCAAAUCCAAGCGUGCAGAUGUAUCAACGAGUUUCUCGCCAACAAAAAUAAGAGGAAGUCACGCGGCGAUGAUCCCAAGAUUGAUCGCAAUCAGUACUACCAAUGCUGGCAACUCGGCAUCAAUUCUCGUCAGGACGUUGCUCAAUAA
Peronospora belbahrii is the source of this 1392-nucleotide messenger RNA. The record is from the annotation of a GenBank genome assembly. Lineage: Eukaryota; Oomycota; Peronosporomycetes; Peronosporales; Peronosporaceae.